This is a messenger RNA of Dipodomys ordii (Ord's kangaroo rat), 2377 nucleotides long. RefSeq names its product hedgehog acyltransferase (gene Hhat). Gene Ontology annotation, biological process: protein palmitoylation. The coding region runs from base 2 to 1483 and encodes 493 amino acids. The record is from RefSeq and is a predicted model, not a curated record. The transcript is spliced from 11 exons. Gene Ontology annotation, cellular component: endoplasmic reticulum. Gene Ontology annotation, molecular function: palmitoyltransferase activity. NCBI's taxonomy places the organism in Eukaryota, Metazoa, Chordata, Mammalia, Rodentia, Heteromyidae.
GAUGCUGUCCCGAAGGGAGCUGUCUCUUUACCUGCUCGCUUCACUGGGCUUCCACUUCUAUUCUUUCUAUGAAGUUUACAAAGUGUCCAGAGAACAUGAAGAGGAACUGUACCAAGAGUUUGAGUUGGAGACCAGCGCUCUUUUUGGAGGAUUAAAGAAGGACCCGACUGAUUUUGAAUGGAGCUUCUGGAUGGAAUGGGGAAAGCAGAGGCUGCUGUGGCUUUUCCUUGGGCAUAUGACAGUGUCUCAGUUGGCCAUGCUGCUCGUAAGGAAGCACAGACCCUGGAUCCUCACGGUCUAUGGAAUGUGGGCCUGCUGGCACGUGCUGGGGGCGCCAGGCGUGGCCAUGGUUUUUCUCCACACCGUCAUCUCCUUCUGCGUGGCCCAGUUCCGGUCACUGCUCCUGUCCUGGCUCUGUUCUCUCCUCCUGCUCUCCACCCUGAGGCUGCAAGGUGUGGAGGAAGUGAAGAGGAGGUGGUACACGACAGAAAACGAGUACUACUUGCUGCAGUUCACGCUGACGGUUCGCUGCCUCUUCUACACCAGCUUCAGCCUGGAGCUCUGCUGGCAACAGCUGCCCGCGACUGGCCCCUCCUACUCCUUUCCCUGGAUGUUGGCCUACAUCUUCUAUUAUCCCGUCUUCCACAAUGGGCCCAUCCUCAACUACUCUGAGUUCAUCAAACAGAUGCAGCAGCCUGAGCUCUGCUCCCCGAAGGACAGCCUCUACAUCCUGGCCCGGGGCCUGGGCCGCCUGCUGUGCUGGUGGGGCCUGGCCGAGCUGAUGGUUCACCUCAUGUACAUGCACGCCAUCUACAGUAGUGCCCCCCUGCUGGGGGCCGUCUCCUGCUGGACCUUAGGAGGACUGGCACUGGCUCAAGUGCUCUUCUUCUAUGUGAAGUACCUAGUCCUCUUUGGCAUCCCAGCUCUGCUCAUGCGUCUGGAUGGAAUCAAGCCACCUCCUCUCCCUCGCUGCGUGAGCACUAUGUUCAGCUUCACAGGCAUGUGGAGGCAUUUUGAUGUUGGACUACAUAAUUUCUUAAUCAGGUAUGUGUAUAUUCCGCUGGGUGGUUCCAAGCAUGGCCGGCUGGGGACCCUGUUCUCCACUGCGAUGACAUUCUCCUUUGUGAGCUAUUGGCAUGGCAGCUACGACUACCUCUGGUGCUGGGCAGCGCUCAACUGGCUGGGAGUGACGGUGGAGAAUGGCGUCCGGAGGCUGGUGGAGACUCCUUGUGUCCAGGAGAGUUUGGCUCGAUACCUCUCUCCACAAGCUCGCCGUCGACUGCAUGCUGCCCUUGCUUCUUGCUCCACAUCCAUGCUGAUCCUGUUCAACCUGGUGUUUCUUGGGGGCAAUCAAGUUGGGAAAACCUACUGGGACAGGAUCUUCAUACAAGGCUGGCCGUGGGUGACUCUCACCGUCUUGGCAUUCCUGUACUGCUACUCCAACGUGGGUAUUGCCUGCGCCCAGACAUACACUGUGGACUAAUGCUGCUGGUCUCUAGGGUAAAUGGUACUUCAUCCUGAUCUCCCAUUCCAAGACCAUCUCCAAAGGACUGUCUUCUGCUCAUCUUCUGUUGAAGACACCUCACUCCAAGACUGGCAACUUGAGCUAGCUCCCAUAGAAAAUAUAUAGCCAGACAAACGGCUAACUUUGGGAACUUAUGUUCUCACUCAACCAUCCGUUGACUGUUGGGCAAGCUGAGGUCCAGGACCGAAGUGUCUUACCCAGCUUUACAUGGUGCCUUUUUUUUUUUUUAAAUCUAGAACCUAGUCCCAUGGGCCUUUUGGCUUCCGUCUCUUUUACUAAUAAUUGACAUGAAUUGAAUGCAGAAAUCUUGGUUAGUGAUAGGCCUGGCCUCACGGGGGCAGUAUUUCUGAAACCUUCUGCUGCUGUGUUGGUGACACACAUGCCUUCUCUUCCAUACCUUGCCUCUGGAGCUGUGAAACCAGCCUGGAAAGCUUAGCUUCUCACCUCAGGUGGAGGUGACAAAGCAAGAGUUGUGUUUAUAAUGACCUAGACACAGAAAAGAAAAGCAGUUCUAUAGUGUUCCAAGAAGUCCAUACUCGGGCUCCAGUGAUUUGACCUUUAUCAAGGUAAUCUACAUUUGAAUGCUGGCUCCUGAGAUUUGCAGAGAUGUACAAACAUGGUAGCUCCAACAGCUAAUUGUUUCUCAGUAAAGGAGCAAAAUUUUAAAGCCAGCAAGUGAGUGUAUCCACAGGUGGGUGCUGUCAGGAAAGCCGUAAAAGAUGGCUACCUGUGGUCUCUCCUGUUCUCUCUACUAAAUCCCAGGAGGUAUCAUCAUACUGGCUAUUAUUUUGUGCUCAGUGGUUUAUAUGGUUUCAUUUUGAUUCAAAUAAAAUGAAGUCUUUGUUUUUUGUU